AUGGAAAGCGACCAAUUUGCUUAUCGACGACACAACACUCCAUUUUACCCCUUUCAAGACCAAGCAGAGUUUGAACUUGGUAAAUUCCUCUGCGAACGCUUCACGCAAAGUGAUAUUGACAGAUUUCUCAAGCUCGAAUGGGUCUGUUUGGUCCGUCGAGCUAAACCAUCAUUUGGUUCAAAAGACCGGCUACUUGCAUGGAUGGCCUCUCUUCCCACCAGACCAAAAUGGCGUUCAACUACACUCGAAAUAACCGGAUACCCAACCAUCCAACCAAUACAGCUCAUCUGGCGUGAUGGAUUAAGUGUAGUAGAAGAUCUCUUUGCCAAUCCGAUUUUUGCGAAUAACAUGACAUACGACCCGCAUGUUGUGGUUGAUGGUAAUGAACACGAGUAUAGCGAAUAUUUUACAGCACGACAAGCAUCCGAGAUUCAGGACCAACUUCCCAAAGGCGCCACCAUAGUUCCGAUAAUCAUUGCAUCUGACAAGACGCCCGUGACGCGGCACACUGGAGGGCUUGAAAUGCACCCUAUCUUUGUCUCAAUCGCUAACAUUCAGUCUGAUGUGCGGAUGAGAGCUACAAGUCAUGCUUGGCGAUGUGUCAGCUUCAUGCCAAUUCCAAAAUUUGUCGAUGUUCAUGCCGACUACCAAACUAUUCUAAGUCAACAGCUAUUUCACAAGUGCAUGGAUAUCAUCUUCGCAGACGCCAAGGUCGCAGCCAUGUCGGGGAAGUUCAUACCCAAUCCAUGUGGCCAUGAACACACCCUUUCAGCGAUAUACGACAUCUGUCAAUGCAUUGAUCCAUGGAGGUUGCGAGAAUUCCAGGAGGAAGCCAAGGCUCGUUCACUAAGCGACCCUGCUCGCUUCUUAGCAGGGGAAGUUCUUCAUACCUGCCAUAAAUUCUUUUUUGAUCACCCGUUUAAGUGGUCCAAAGAACUGGUGGGUAAGGACGAGCUCGAUGCCCGAUUCAAGAGCCACCACAAGGACUUGCAACGCACUUUGGUGCCUUCUAUCGCUGGGGUCGUGCCUCCCCAGUUUGUCCAUGCAAUUCUCGCUCUGAUCGACUUCAUUUACCAGGCCCAAAGCCCUGUUUAUACAGAUACCUCCAUCGAUUCCAUGGUUGCGUCCCUCAAAGAGUUUCAUGAUUAUAAGCAAGCGAUCUUGGAUGCUGGAGCUAGACGAGGCACCAAAGGAACGAUCGACAACUUCCUUAUUCCAAAGCUCGAGCUUUUACAAAGUUUUGCUGCGUUCACCAAGGAUAUAGGCGCCCUCAUUCAAUGGACUGCUGACGUCACCGAGCGCCUGCUCAUCACACAUUGCAAACUUCCGUUUGAGAGGACAUCCCGCCAGUCACGCACCUUUACAGAGCAAAUCGUAGAUAUUCUCAACUGUGAGGAGUCCAUGCGACGGUUUCAGUUGUACCUUUUCCUACAGAUGCACGAUACUCCCCUUACCAAUGCCAUAGUCACGGAAGAGCAAGAGGUCACUGAAACUGACCCUGCUCUUGCGUGGAUCGCCCGUGUCGCACCUCAUGAUCCAAAUCAACGGUGUUUUAUUGGGCCGCGCCCAGUUCGAAACCAUUUUUUGAAGGGCAUUCUAUCUUCCACCGCUACAGCUGCCUUUCACAUCACCGUCGCUCCUGAUCGAGCCAAGAUGUCUGUCAAUGAAGUCCAACAGCUUUAUGCAUUGCCAGAUUUUGGACAAGCACUUUCUGAUUACGUUACAAAGGUUUCUGACGGUCAAUUCACCACAACGUGGAGCUGCAAUCGUGGUCGCCUCAAGAUGUGGAAUAAAUUUCGAUUGCAGCUGCAUUCUGUUUUCCGCUCACGAAUAAUUAUGCCUAGUCAAGUUGUGCAGGCUGCCCCACCGUCAGACAAGUUUCCUCUGGGAAAUUGUGAUGCUGUGAUUGCGCAGUCGAUGCAUGGCGACCAGACAGUGAAUAUUGUUGCUCAAGUGCGGGCAGUCUUCCAACCCAUUGCGCCUCCCCACGUCACACUUCCCCACUAUCUCGUGGACCACCCGCUCCUCUAUGUCCAGUACUACGAGAUCGUCAAUCAUCCAGGCAAUCAGCCUGCCGUCAGUAUGUAUACGGUAGCCCGAAAAUAUCGUAAAAAACCCACAGGCCAGCAGAGAUUGGGUGCAGUUAUUCCUCUCACAGAUGUCGCGCAGGCAGUAGAGCUUAUCCCUGUGUAUGGCGAAGGCGCUGACCGUACGCACUUUUACCUGAACAAUUUCUCGGACAAAGAGAUAUAUCAUGCAUUGCGCUCAGACUUGCACUAG
Molecule: messenger RNA, 2280 nt
Organism: Suillus fuscotomentosus
Lineage: Eukaryota; Fungi; Basidiomycota; Agaricomycetes; Boletales; Suillaceae
Exons: 8
Coding region: 1-2280 (759 amino acids)
Source: RefSeq, a predicted model, not a curated record